Trichosurus vulpecula (common brushtail) is the source of this 1433-nucleotide messenger RNA. RefSeq names its product potassium two pore domain channel subfamily K member 4 (gene KCNK4). Bases 1 to 1149 code for a protein of 382 amino acids. Lineage: Eukaryota; Metazoa; Chordata; Mammalia; Diprotodontia; Phalangeridae. The record is from RefSeq and is a predicted model, not a curated record. Gene Ontology annotation, cellular component: membrane. Gene Ontology annotation, biological process: potassium ion transmembrane transport; stabilization of membrane potential. Gene Ontology annotation, molecular function: potassium ion leak channel activity. The transcript is spliced from 6 exons.
AUGAGACCCACCACCCUCCUGGCACUGCUGAUUCUGGUGCUCCUCUACCUGGUGUCAGGAGCCCUCGUGUUCAGGGCAUUGGAACUGCCAAAGGAACAGCAAACUCAAAUGAGUUUGGAACACACCCGAGAAAAGUUCCUUCAGGCACACCCUUGCGUUAACCUGACGACGCUGCAGGCUCUUAUAGAGCAGGUGGCCAGUGACCUGGCUAUGGGUGCAGAUCCUGGGGACUACUUCACCAACAUCUCCCGCUCAGCCUGGAACCUGGGCAGUGCCUUCUUCUUCGCUGGCACCAUUGUCACCACCAUUGGCUAUGGGAACAUGGUCCUGCUCACGGACGAGGCGCGCCUUUUCUGCAUCUUCUAUGCUCUGGUGGGGAUCCCACUGUUUGGGAUCCUGUUAGCAGGGGUUGGUGACAAGCUGGGCUCCACCCUGCGCCGGGGCAUUGGCCACGUGGAAACCAUCUUCUUGAAGUGGAAGGUCCAACCCGCUGCAGUGCGUUCCCUCUCAGCGCUGCUCUUCCUCCUGGUGGGCUGUCUUCUCUUUGUUUUGGUGCCCAUGUUCGUGUUCUGCUACAUCGAGGACUGGACUACACUGGAGGCCCUGUACUUCAUCAUCAUCACACUCACCACCGUGGGCUUUGGGGACUACGUGGCCGGCUCAAACUCUGAGCAGGAGUUCCUGGGCUACCAGCCCAUUGUCUGGUUCUGGAUUCUGAUGGGCCUUGCUUACUUCGCCUCCAUCCUUACCAUGAUCGGGAACUGGCUCCGGGUUGUGUCACGCCGCACUCGGGCUGAGAUGGGCGGCCUUACUGCUCAAGCAGCCAGCUGGACUGGCGGUGUGACAGCGCGGAUGACUCACCGGCCUCCAUUGCCGGAGAAGCCCAGCCCCGGACCACCCCAGGAGACCCCUGCCAAGCUUGGGCCACCGCUGCAGAGCCAGGAGAAGGUGGUGGCACCUUCUUCGCCGCUCACAACCUCUGUUUCUGCGCCCUUGGAUUACCCUGGAGAGAACUUCGCUUUCAUAGAUGAGUCCUCGGACACGCAGAGCGAUCGGGGUGAUGCCCUCCCCCGCGGUCGCCGAGUGGGCCUCAAACAGCCCAGGAAACCUGCCCGGCCCCGGGACUCCGGCCGCCCGCGAAACAAUUAGGAGCUCACAUAGUCCGGGGCUGGUCAUGGGGAGGACUGGCCGGCACUGCCCUCUCUCCAAGGACCCUUGCUUGAGGCUUCCCGCCUUUGCCCCUGCUCCCCUCUCCAUCCUCCCGGUUUUCGUUCAGCCAAAGAGCUUCCAUUUCCUAUGGGUGCAUCCUGGGAACCGGGGUUCCUGCUUCUGGCUCCUCCUCCUCAAAAAGCUUCCCUGCCUAUCUCCUCUCCCUAAGACCCCACGUCUGUGCUUCCUAGCCUGGCUCAAUAAAAGAGAAGACUUCUGGCCGC